UCAUCUCGAGUCCAAUAUGAAGUCUGUCACUGUGUGGGUGUGCGCUUACGUCUUUCUCCUGCUCUUAGAUAAGGCAGCAAGUUCCUGGGAUGGUCCCUCAGCUUUGUCCGUGUCCAUGGCUAAUGAUUCUCCAGGAUCUCCAGGCACAGGGUCUGGUCCCGGAGCUCAGCCAGAAUGGGUGGACUGCAUCCAGGCCAGUGACAUGUGUAACCAGAACCCUUAUUGCAGCUCCCGGUACCGGGUGAUGCGCCAGUGUCUUGUGGGCAAGGAGAAGGAAGCCAUGCUGGACAACAACAGGGAGUGCCAGGCGGCCUUGGAAGUGCUGCUGGUUAGUCCUCUGUAUGACUGCCGCUGCAAGAGGGGCAUGAAGAAGGAGCUGCAGUGUCUGCAGAACUACUGGACUAUCCACAUGGGACUCACUGAAGGUGGAGACAUGGAUGACUCAUCCCCGUAUGAACCUGUAGCACCAAACCGACACCCUGAUGCGUUUCGCUUGGCCUCCAUCUCUUCAGGGAUGCUCACAGUGGCCCCAAAAGGUUCAACUGUGUCGACGCCGAAAGAAACUGCAACCCCCUGCCUGGAUGCGGCCAAAGCCUGCAACCUCAACAGCAGCUGCAAGAGGCAACGCUCCGCCUACAUCGCUACCUGCAGGAAGAAGGACCCCAACAAGGAUGAAGCGUGCAGCAAGAAGCGCUGCCACAAAGCGCUGAGGCUGUUCCUGGACCGCGUGCCACCUGAGUUCAGCCACCGACUGCUCUUCUGUCCCUGUCAGAGUGUGGGCUGCGCCGAAAGACGCAGGCAGACAGUCGUGCCCGAUUGCUCCUAUAAAGAUAAGGAGAAACCCAACUGUCUGGAGCUACGGAGGGUCUGCCGCCAGGACUCUCUCUGCAGGUCUAGGCUGGCUGAUUACAAGGUGAACUGCUGGGUGACUCCGCACACAAUGAGCACCUGCCCCAACCAAGACAAUCACCAGGCCUGCUUGGCCUCCUACGCAAGGCUCAUUGGAACAGAAAUGACUCCCAACUAUGUCGACAACAGCUUCUCCAACUGGACCAUCUCCCCCUCGUGCACCUGUAGGGGCAGUGGAAACCAAGAAGAGGAAUGUAUGAACUUCCUGCGGUACUUCACCAAUAACACAUGCCUAAGAAAUGCUAUUCAGGCCUUCGGUUAUGGGAUAGACAACAUGCAGAACAAGAAUGCAUCUGUCCCUGGUCCCUCAGCAACUACGAAAACGGGGUCGGAUUGGUCGACAGGCACCUCAGAACCACCCUUUGUCACCAUCCCAAAGUAUCCUGAACCAAGAGACGGUGACCUGGGCAAAACCCAAGGCCUGCCAGAGGAUCACACUGGCUGUCUGUGUGCCAAUGUCUGGGCACUGCUUCCCAGCCUGGCUUUGGCUCUGGUCCUGGCCCAGCAUGCCUUAUAGAAGCGCCAGGAGGAGAAAAAGAGGUCAUCCACCCACAAGCUGAUCCCAAAAGCAGAAGGUGUUAUUUCUGAGAUUGAUAUUAAGAAGACUGAAUCUCUGAGCAGUUGACAAAAAUGGUAUUUAUGAAAGCAGAAAAAAAAAAAAAAGGUGCAAAGUAUUAAAAUGUUACAAUUGUGAAUUUGUUGUUUAUUUGAUGUAAUGUUCGGGCGGACCACAACUGUGAUAAAGCACAUGGCUUGAAAAAGGACCCUUGGUAGAAGAGGCCAUGAAAGCCAUUCUUUGGGAAGGACUCUCCCUCAGACUGAGACACAAAAUCCUGGAGGACUGAAGCUGAUAAUUUUCAAUGCUUG
Cyclopterus lumpus (lumpfish) is the source of this 1776-nucleotide messenger RNA. Its product is annotated as GDNF family receptor alpha-2-like. Gene Ontology annotation, molecular function: signaling receptor activity. NCBI's taxonomy places the organism in Eukaryota, Metazoa, Chordata, Actinopteri, Perciformes, Cyclopteridae. Gene Ontology annotation, biological process: nervous system development. The record is from RefSeq and is a predicted model, not a curated record. Gene Ontology annotation, cellular component: signaling receptor complex; external side of plasma membrane.